UUCGGGCCAAUAGCUGAUGGUUAAUCGUCAUCAAAUUUUUUUGUUUUGUUUUGUUUUCGAGAUGAAUGAUCAUCAUUUGCUGACCAAAUUACAAUAAUCAUGAAAAAUGCAUUCAAAGUUGCCAUUCUAGGUUCACCUAGAGUCGGUAAAUCAACUAUCAUUGAUGAAGCUAUAUAUGGUAAUCAUUAUCGUUUGAAAAAUUCAUAUGAACCAACAAGUGAAGAUAUUUAUUGUGCAAUGGUUGAAUAUGAUAAAAAUUCACGUGAAAAAAUUUUUCUGUAUGAUUAUGGUGGAAUGGAAACAUUAAAUAUCGAUGCAAUCAAAAUGUGCCUUUCAUUUUGUGAUGCUUUUUUGGUGGUUUUCGCUAUCAAUGAUAAAGAUUCUUUUUUGAUGGCUGUUCAGAUUAAAAAGAAUAUUGAAAAAUUAAAAGAUAAAAAAGAUAUACCGAUAGUAAUGGUUGCCAAUAAAAUGGACAAAAUAAAUGAAGCUGUCAUUAAUCUAGAAGAAAUUCGCAAAUGGGUAGCACAGGAAAAAGUUAAAUUCAUCGAAGUAUCGGCAACCGAUCGAAAAAGCAUAUCCGAAUGUUUUAUUUAUUUAGUAUCGAAGAUAAUUUUUCUAUCAAAAUCAUCGUUUUCACGUAAAUCAAAAACAGGCAGUCUUCAAUUGGAAUUAUAAAUUAUUAAUCAAAAAAUACAAAAAUAAUAUUUUUUUUUUUUGUAAAUUUAUUAUUAUUAUUAAAUGAUAAAUAAAAUGGCGAAAAUUUUA
Molecule: messenger RNA, 765 nt
Organism: Dermatophagoides pteronyssinus (European house dust mite)
Lineage: Eukaryota; Metazoa; Arthropoda; Arachnida; Sarcoptiformes; Pyroglyphidae
Product: NF-kappa-B inhibitor-interacting Ras-like protein 1
Biological process (GO): Ral protein signal transduction; negative regulation of canonical NF-kappaB signal transduction
Molecular function (GO): GTPase activity; GTPase activating protein binding; GTP binding
Source: RefSeq, a predicted model, not a curated record